Penicillium subrubescens is the source of this 543-nucleotide messenger RNA. RefSeq lists its product as uncharacterized. The record is from RefSeq and is a predicted model, not a curated record. The coding region runs from base 1 to 543 and encodes 180 amino acids. NCBI's taxonomy places the organism in Eukaryota, Fungi, Ascomycota, Eurotiomycetes, Eurotiales, Aspergillaceae. The transcript is spliced from 3 exons.
AUGUCUGAAUCCUUUGCCCUUCUCCGCCGGCGCCGCAGCGAUGAGCUCGCCAAACUUGCCGAUCAGCAUCUACAGCACGACCUCCAGGCUGACGACCGGGAUGUGCUCAAGUCGGCUGCCUCGACUGUUUCCUUGUGGACUACAGUUGGAUCUGCAGUAGGCCUUGGACUUGGAUUGUAUGCUGCGAUUCGACUACGAAGCAAUCGCAAGGCUUUCUUUGCCGCUAUUCGAGCGCAGGAAAGACCAACCAAGGUCGUUUUCGCAGAUGGACGCACCGAGCCUAUUCCCGAUUUGACACCACUGCUCAAGCCCACAACUCUUGGAGAUGUUGCAACCUAUUUCUUUGCCUCGUUCGGUGGUCUCUUCUUGGGCGGUGAACUCGGCUUUGCGGGUGGAGCGGCUAGUGGAAGCCGUAGUAUCACAGCUGAUCCGGAACGGAAAAGGCGCAUUGAGAGUGCUUUCAGAAGGUUCAGAGCUGAUGUCCUUCGAAGGGAGGCGGACUCUCUAGAUAAGGGCGCAAAUGUUUCUGAAAUGAUGUUCUAA